AGAACUUCCCUCUCCUCCAUCUGCAUAUAUUUACCCAUACACUUCGACGUCUAGUUACGGCAAAGGAACAGGAGACUAUUCUGUGAUCCACUUCGCGGCUCCUCGGGAAAAGCCUAGAGUGAACGAAUCUCGUGGAGCCCUCUAACGCCUAUUUGAGCUGAAUGAUUUUAUGCUGCUCGCUUCAUACCAGGAGGAAACUGGAUCGCUGCGCUCCAACUCACGUGGCAGCGGUGUAUAUAACCUCCAAGAAACGACCAGGUCUCCAGUCAGUUCGUCUUCUAUUCAUUCACUUUCUUCUCCUGUGGUACUCUUCCCGACUUUCUCCACCAUCGUUUUAUUAUUUGGCUAUCGCACUCACACCCACCAUCGCUGUCCUCGCACCCCAUGCAUCUUUCAUCUUUCAUCUUAACCGCCUUUUUAGUUGCUCGGGCCUCUGCACAUGGUUUUCUAGCCCAAGUGCAUAUCGGCAGUCGUCAAUACGAGGGUAACUCGGUUGGAAAUCCUCCGAGAGAUAGCAUUAUCAGGCAACUUACCGACGUGGGACCAAACAAAGGUGCCGACAAUCCUAGCAUCAACUGUGGCCACGGCGCCAAGCCAGCGCCACUUGUCGCGGACGCCAUGCCAGGCGAUAAAAUGACCUUUGAUUGGAGAGAUGGCGACGGCAAUAAACAUUGGCCACACGAUAUGGGCCCAAUGCUGACCUACAUGGCGCCCUGCGGCAAUAGACCUUGCAAUGAGUUCGACCCUAUGGAUGCAAAGUGGUUUAAGAUUCAGGAAACUGGGAUGCUUCCAGAUCGCACAUGGAAACAAGCCGACCUCAAACACGGUGAUACCAUUCAUGCGGUCAUUCCGAACAACCUAGCGUCCGGAAACUACUUGGUCCGUAGCGAGAUCAUCGCCCUUCAUAACGCCAACGAAAAGCACGGUGCCGAGUUUUAUGUCGACUGUGUUCAGAUUCGCGUGGGUGGAAACAAGAGCGGAAAACCUGCUGAUAAAGACGUUGUCAAGUUCCCUGGUGCGUACAGUGACGAAGAUCCCGGGAUCUGGGUGCCAAAGAUUUAUGAUGGCCUUCAACCAUCCGACUAUGUCAUCCCUGGACCAAGGAUCGCACCAUUCAUCACUGGGAAUUCUGACGGCUCAGCCUCGAUUCUGGACUCUUCUGCCGAAGAAGGCAAGGGCUAUCAGCAGAGUAACUCCUCGGAUGGAACAGUCCCCACAUCAGUUUCAGAGGAUAACGAUGACUGUGACGAUUCGUCUGAAGGUCAAAGCGAGGAUUCCGAUGCCGAAGUUGACCACGACGAGCAGGGUUUGGAGUCAGACUCUUGUGAUGAUGACGGUGAAACGUCCAAGGAGGCGUCAGACAUGGAGGGCGACGAGCAGAACAGAUCGUCGCAGGAUUCGAAUGAACAUAGUUCAUCUCAAGACAUUUCUUCAACUCCCAAUCUUGAUGCACAAAGAUCAAACGAGACUGCGACUCGUGCCCGCCAUACCUCAAGUCACAUCGCUGUAUCGAAGGGUCCUUUCCACAAGCCCAGGUUCACGCGUUUGAGAAGAACUUUUUUGGCCCAUUGAUUGACAAGGCCAAAGCAAGUCCCUUGCAGGCAGGCCCCUGCCGCACCACUGGCACAUGCCUCCCCCUUUGAUAUAGAUCUUUUCUUUUUCAUGCUUGCUUUCGUUCCUCGGACGUAGAUGCUCCAGUCAGCGCGUAGAACGCCUCAUCACGUCGUCCUUGUUCUUAUACAUUUCUUAGGUUAACAAUAGUGCGUAGAACGCUUCAAUUUGUUUUCCCCUCGUUUCGUUUAUAUGUAUAUUCAGUCAUCUGCACUCAUUUUGUAUCUCGUUAAAACCCACUGCAAUAUACGAGCUUGUGUACACUAUCAUUCUUAGUAAGUA
Molecule: messenger RNA, 1893 nt
Organism: Marasmius oreades (fairy-ring Marasmius)
Lineage: Eukaryota; Fungi; Basidiomycota; Agaricomycetes; Agaricales; Marasmiaceae
Exons: 5
Coding region: 385-1572 (395 amino acids)
Source: RefSeq, a predicted model, not a curated record